Nematostella vectensis (starlet sea anemone) is the source of this 3458-nucleotide messenger RNA. RefSeq lists its product as uncharacterized. Lineage: Eukaryota; Metazoa; Cnidaria; Anthozoa; Actiniaria; Edwardsiidae. The coding region runs from base 89 to 2290 and encodes 733 amino acids. The record is from RefSeq and is a predicted model, not a curated record. Gene Ontology annotation, molecular function: NAD+ poly-ADP-ribosyltransferase activity; acyltransferase activity, transferring groups other than amino-acyl groups. The transcript is spliced from 19 exons.
UUAGUCUUCACAUCUUAUAUAUCAUCUUUUUGUUAUUGACAAAUAUAUGGGGGUCCUGUGGUGCUAGCGGACCAUUGCAACAAACAAAAUGGCGGCCAAUUCGAUUUGCUGGAAGCUGCCUUCGAAAUUUUCUUUCUUUUCCUCUAAACACAACAGAAAAAUCGAAGUGCAGCCGUACAUAGUGGAAUUCAGAAGACUUCUAACAUGUAGCACUGUUGGAUUUCAAGAGGUUUCCAACGUGGAUUUACUGCACAGCGUUGUCGGAUUGUAUGACGUUUGUCUCCCAGAUAUAACGCCUGAAGUAUUGUACCCGACUGUGUGCGCAAAAUGGGCAAAAACAUUGAUUUUGGUCCGGAGUUACAGUGAUAUAAUUAACGAGAUGAAGGAAAAAUAUGGACAGAAAGAAAAUUCAGCAGUUGAAAGUGGUGGCCAAACAACUGAACCAGUAGCUUCAAGUUUUCUAAGUGAAAAAGAAGAGAACUCUUUUCUAACUGAAAAACAUGUCAGAUGGGAAGAUCAGGAUUUAGAAAGUGAAAAAUUGGAUGAAAAUGAUAAGAUACACAAUGUUGAGGAGAAAAGUAAACAAUCAGAUAGUAGUGAUAACAGUUCUGAAAACAGCUCUGCGGAUGAAGAGGAGGAUCUCACACCAAAGGAGAAAGACAUUGUUGCUCAAAUUACAGAACAAAAAGACACAAAGGAACCAGAUAAGCUGAUUUCUGGUGCAGUGGAUAGUGGAGCCUCAGAUAGUGGGGUGAGCUUGUGCAGACCUAAAAAGAAGGAGGAGGAGGAUGUAGAGCCUGGCAAAUUUGAUGGAAUAUUCAGUGACUCUGAGGGUGAAGCUGUAGAGUCUGAGGAAGAAGACGAUGACGAAGAAGAUUAUUCUACUGGAGUGGAUGAUUUUAUUGCUGCAGCACUUGAACGGAAGGGACAAGUUCACCAAGGCAUAGUCAACAGAGACACAGUGGGGAUAGAGUCUGUUCUCAUUGGGGCUGCUACUUAUGAGAGAUGCUACAGUAAUCCAAGAGAAAAGGUUGUCCAAUUGAGUCUCCUCUCCAUGAGAAAAAGAUACAGAAAAUGUGGCCUGGGCAAGCGACUCAUAGAAACCAUUAAAGACCCCACAAUCAUGGGCUCAUAUGACAGUAUUGCGGUGUAUGCUGACAAUGAUGCUGUGGAAUUCUUCAAAAAGAAUGGCUUCUCAGAUGAUGUUGUGCUCAAUAGUAGAUUCACAGAACUGGCAGACCACUGGAUAAACAGCACAUUAAUGUGCUACUUGCCACCCUUCACAGGUUCAGAUAUCUCUGGUGUCUUCCGAAGUGACUUUGAAAUCAAAGCCAUGGACCAGGAAAUGGAAAAGUGGCGGGAGAAAAGCCUGGAAGCCUACCAGGCCCAGAUGAGUUGUAUGGUCCGUAUGAAACAUGAGAUAAAGACCCUGAAAGCCAUGGUUGACACUCAAGACAAUGUCAUCAAGAUAUUGACAAGUGCAAAAGAGAGGCUUCUCAAGGAGAAGUAUAAGCUUGAAAAGCAAUUACUGGAUUUUAAAGCGAAAGAUAUUGACAGUGGAUGGUCAUUUGGCGACGAUAGUGAAGAUGAAGACAACUUCUAUGAGUCACUUGCAAGCAUCCUGAGCAAGCAUCAUGAUGGAGAGACUGAACACCAACUGGACUACCAGGCCAUCUCAAAGGGGCAUUUCUCUGAGGUGUCUAAAGAGGAUGAGCAGUUGCUGAGCUCACUAGUACACUCACAGCAGGAGAAGCAUGUGAUGCAGCAUGUAAGACGCAGCCUGAUGUCCACCCACCUUUACUCUGACGUCACAGUGCUCAACAUAACACAGGUUAAAUCCAGCCAUGUGACCUUACUUGCCACGACCUUCGAGUCUCCUGCAGGAUCUGCGCGGGUCAAUGAUGCCACAACAAGUCACCAGCUUUACUUUUGUGGGGGGUCCUGUGAAGAUAGCCUUAACCGCAUUAUCACACGAGGGUUUAGCAAGGAAGACUUCAACUCAGGACUGUACGGGAGAGGUCUUUACUUCACCACGCAUCCCGCACAAGCCUCGCGAUUCACGGUGGCCGGCAAGCUGCUUCUUGCGAAUGUCAAGCUCGGCUCGACAGACAUGACACCACGUCAGGACAAACGCAGGGUUCUGCCCCCAGCUGGUUAUGACUCCAUCUUGACUCCCGGUCGGCCCACCUCUCCCGCGCCGUCCAUUUCACGCAUUCAAGAGUACGUAGUGUUCGACCCAUUACAGGCCGUCCCAGCGUACCUAAUCGAAUAUACCACCACCAAGAAGUAAUCGACGCUUGAACGAAUGGACCUGGGGCAGUGGAACAGAUGAUCGAGUCGUUAGACUAAAAUACAAACUUUAUCAGAAAGGGGGCGGGGGCAGGGGUAUAAAACAGCACGAGGAAAACGGAAAGAGAAUAAAGGAAAGAAGGGUAAUAUCGCGGGAAACGAAAAGGAAACUAAAAUGAGGUGAGAUCUUCUUGAGGGAUGCAUGUCUGUUCUUGACAGAUAGAAGAAACGCCCUUUUUCAAUAUCUAAUUUCCUGGGGUUUUUUUUUCCUUUCUGGCUUAUGGAAGCAUCUUCAUGCGAUGCGUGUAAAUGCCGAAUUGUGUUUGUGUCACUAGAUCCACGGGUGGGUCGUAUCGUAACAGGUUUCUCGUUGGCUCAGCUUAGUUUGACAGCAGUCUGCGCGAGUGACACGAACAAGACAAUUGCGAUUACCAUCGCUGGGUAUAGAAACCACAUCUAUGUACGUCAUUAACAACUUAGCAAUAAUCUAAACCCGUAAAGAUAUGUCGGGGUCACUUCUUCAAAAAGAAUAGAACAGUUGAUCGAGGGCGUGUGUGUUUGGAGUGUAAGACGCGCCAGGAUUACCGCGCUUGUCGUCGAGGCUUGAGGGCCCACAGAAAUUAACAACUUGCCAACGGGAAGCCAGUUAAGUGUUACUGCGGCGGGAAGCCGUUUGGGUGUGUCUGGAACGGAAGGCCAGUGAAGUGUUAUCGUUUGUGAGAAUAGGUUUAUAACGCUACCGCAAUUCCAUUGUGGUUUUGGCGCGAUAUGAUUACUGUUUUGAGCUCCCUGUUCUCAAAUUUCCCUCGGGACUGUUUUACGGCGUGAUAUUUCACAUCAUUAAGGCCGGUUAACAUUUGCGAUUUUUUAUGCAAUUUCUGUAGCAUCUGUCGUGGCGAUUUUUUUUCUUACUCGCGCGUUGCAACGCCAAUGUAAAUGUGAUGCAAUCUCGGCGGUUUUUCGAUGUUCGGCGAUGUUGGAAACCUGUGUGAUAUCACUGCAAAAAAAAAAAAACGCCGCAACAGAUGCGACAAAAUUAAAUAAAAAGCGCUAGUGUAAACCGGCCUUAACAGAGAAAAAUGCAAUCGCGCGCUUUAUUAAACACAUGCGUCUUGUAAAAAGAAAUGUAAAUAAAAGAUGUGAAUAAAAUGCUUGAAAUAUAACCCUAA